CUGAGCCGAACAAGCUGGCUCACUGAAAAGAGCCGGAGUACCCAUCACUAUCAUGCGCCUCUGUCGUCACCGACUACGUACAUUUCCCAGCAUUCCGUUCCGACUUCCUUUUCCUCCAUUUUUCUUACAGUGCAGGUUUUUCCGUGCCUGGGAAUAGACUCAAGAUGCCAGGAAGACUGUGGAGCAAGGCCAUCUUUGCCGGGUAUAAGCGCGGCCUAAGGAACCAGCGGGAGCACACCGCCCUGCUGAAGGUGGAGGGAGUGUACACACGGGAGGAGGUUGACUUCUACCUAGGCAAGCGCUGUGCUUACGUCUACAAGGCUAAGAAGAACACAGUGACUCCUGGUGGCAAGCCCAACAAGACGCGGGUAAUCUGGGGCAAAGUCAUGCGUGCUCAUGGCAACAGUGGAAUGGUGCGGGCCAAGUUCAGCAGUAACCUCCCAGCAAAAGCCAUGGGACACAGAGUCAGAGUGAUGCUGUACCCAUCUCGUGUGUAAUGUGCUGUUUUUGUGUACAUACAAUAAACAAGUCAGGUCCACAA
Oncorhynchus mykiss (rainbow trout) is the source of this 541-nucleotide messenger RNA. RefSeq names its product ribosomal protein L35a (gene rpl35a). Lineage: Eukaryota; Metazoa; Chordata; Actinopteri; Salmoniformes; Salmonidae. Gene Ontology annotation, cellular component: ribosome. Gene Ontology annotation, molecular function: structural constituent of ribosome. Gene Ontology annotation, biological process: translation. The record is from RefSeq and is a predicted model, not a curated record.